UGCCGCCUUCUUCCUCGCAGAGACGCAAACCCUUCCCCCUUCCCCUCUCUCUCGCCGACCUCGAGAGCUUAUCACACGGAGGCGCGCCCGCUUGCAGUGACCAAGGAGCGCAGUAGCCGCAGCUUUGAGGGUUUUGUUCAAGAUGGGGAAGGCGAAGAGCAAGGGCCCCAAGUUCGCGGUCGUCAGGAACAUCAUCAGCAAGAAGACCAUAAAGAAGUAAGGCAACCAUCUCCCUCCUUCGCGGUCGUCAAGAAGAUCAUCAGCAAGAAGACCAUAAAGAAGUACAAGGAGGAUGUGCUGAACCCUAGGAAGAAGGACGCAGAGAAGGAGAAGCUCACCCUGAAUGUGUGAGUCCUCUUUGCGCUCGGAUUUUGGGGCUUAGUUUAGCAUCCUAUACUUGUCGGUUGGUUAUUUGAUUAUGUCGUUUUGGUUUGUGGUUCGCAGGUCGCAAAUUUCGUCGGCGCUGUUAUUCAGCUACAACACGGCGCUCGGGCCGCCCUAUCGGGUGAUUGUGGACACCAACUUCUCCAUCCAGAACGAGCUGAAUUUGGAGAAAGGAAUGAUGGACUGCCUUUAUGCAAAAUGCACCCCAUGUAUCACCUACUGUGUUAUGGCUCAGCUUGAAAAGCUGGGACAGAAGUAUCGUGUGGCCUUGAGAAUUGCCAAGGACCCUAGGUUCCAUAGAUUAGCAUGCACACACAAGGGAACUUAUGCUUAUGACUGCAUUGUGGAGAGGGUUACUCAGGCCAAGUGUUUAUUUUGGCGCACUCUGCAUAGUGGCCUCUUGACAUUACAAGGAGCAUACUUGGCCUGCGGGCAUCAUUACAAGGAGCAUACACCUAAGCAAAUUAUAAUUUUGGCGUAGGCCAGGUGUUUAUUUUGGCGCACUUGCAUGCAUGCAUACUUCGCGCAUAUAUACACUUCGCAUAUAUGAAUAUCAUCAUUACUCUUUUGCGACGGAGUGCAUACUCUUCAUGAAUAUACAAAGCAUUAUCACUAUGGAUGCAUGCGCUUCACACGCUUUGCAUUGCGUAAGUGUGUCAAGAUAUUUAUUCUUCGUGUAUGUUUGUUAUUCAUACGCCCGCAUAACAUAUGCAUCGAAGCACUUAUUCUUCGUGUAAGUGCUAAAGUGCUCUCUACGCUUGCAUUACUUAUAUGUAUCAAAGCGUUUGUUUUCGCAUAUGCAGGUUCUUACCCUUCGUUCAAGGAAAUAUUCCUUGUACACAUGUUUUAACCUUCGCAUGAGAGCUCUUAUUGCUCAUAUACAUGAAUUUUUAAUCUUCGUAGGAUAUGGCGUAUCCCUCAUAUACCGAAGGUUUUGUUCUUCACUGCUACGUUUAUCAUUAUGCUAAAGUAUUUACUUUUCGAUUGUACUUUUCGCACAUUUAUGUAACGCAUGCACAAAAGACGGGGGCUAAGAGUGCCUGCUCCCGUACUGAAGGCAAAAGAGACAUUCGGAAAGAAAAAGCCAAAGUGGUGUUGGUCCUUAAAGCAAAGGCAGCGCACCUCUUGACUU
Molecule: messenger RNA, 1516 nt
Organism: Phragmites australis (common reed)
Lineage: Eukaryota; Viridiplantae; Streptophyta; Magnoliopsida; Poales; Poaceae
Exons: 7
Coding region: 419-865 (148 amino acids)
Cellular component (GO): small-subunit processome; nucleolus
Source: RefSeq, a predicted model, not a curated record